Acipenser ruthenus (sterlet) is the source of this 3847-nucleotide messenger RNA. RefSeq names its product signal transducing adapter molecule 2-like. The transcript has 14 exons. The coding region runs from base 157 to 1695 and encodes 512 amino acids. Gene Ontology annotation, molecular function: phosphatidylinositol binding; ubiquitin binding. Gene Ontology annotation, cellular component: endocytic vesicle. The record is from RefSeq and is a predicted model, not a curated record. Gene Ontology annotation, biological process: signal transduction. Lineage: Eukaryota; Metazoa; Chordata; Actinopteri; Acipenseriformes; Acipenseridae.
AGUGGGUUAGCCGGUGGGGUUUACGGACUAUCAACUGGUGAAAGUGAGCGGAGUUGGAUGGAUGCGGAAGGGAUUUGUCUGAGUUCUUCAUAAACAAACUGUAUUUAAAAAAAAACAAAAAAACGAAACGCCGUGUUCUGCUUUAAAGGGAUCACGAUGCCUUUGUUUUCGGCGAAUCCGUUUGACCAGGAUGUGGAGAAGGCAACGAAUGAAAACAACACAGUAGAGGACUGGGGCCUUAUUAUGGACAUCUGUGAUCGUGUUGGAACGACACCUAAUGGAGCUAAAGAAUGUUUGAAAUCCAUCAUGAAGAGAGUAAACCACAAAGUUCCACAUGUUGCAAUGCAGGCUUUGAGUUUGCUGAGCGCCUGUAUUUCAAACUCUGGGAAGAUUUUUCACUUAGAAAUAUGUUCUCGAGACUUUUCCAGUGAGGUCCGGAGCAUAUUAAAUAAGGCUCAUCCAAAGGUUUGUGAGAAGCUGAAGGCGUUACUGGUGGAGUGUGCAGACGAGUUUCAGAAAGACCCCCAGCUCAGCCUCAUUGGUGCAACUAUCAAAUCGCUGAAGGAGGAGGGGGUGACUUUUCCUAGCUCUGGCUCACAGAGUACAGCUUCUACAAAGACUAGUACUCCUUCACCAAACAACAUUGCAGAUGAUGAUUUAGCAAAAGCUAUUGAGCUGUCCUUGCAGGAACAACAGCGUCAGCCAGAGACUCGACCGCUUGCUAUGCCAGCAGACCCACCCUUCAAUAACAAUAAAGACUCUCGAAAAGUCCGUGCCCUCUAUGACUUUGAGGCAGUGGAAGACAACGAACUCACGUUUAAAGCAGGAGAACUUCUCAUUGUUCAAGAUGACAGUGACCCAAACUGGUGGAAAGGAGAGAACCACAGAGGAGUUGGACUGUUUCCUUCUAACUUUGUAACAACUAACCUGAACGCAGAGCCUGAACCAGUGGUAUUUGUAGAGAAAACCAGCAUACCAGAAGAAACAAAACCAGAAACUAAAGAGGAACCUGAACCCAUUUUCAUAGAUGAGGAAAAGAUGGACCGAACCCAGCACUUACUCCAGAACACUGACCCUGCAGAUACACAGCCUGACUCUGCAGAAUUGAUACAUUUGGAAGACGUUUGUCAACAGAUGGGUCCAAUGAUUGAUGAAAAAUUAGAAGAGAUUGACAGAAAACAUUCAGAGUUAUCAGAAUUGAAUGUGAAAGUUCUGGAGGCCCUGGAACUUUACAACAAGCUAAUGCAUGAGACUCCAAUGUAUUCCGUCUAUUCUAAGAUGCAGCCUCAGGCACAUUACCCACAGACGUCAGCUGGUGUCCCAAUGCAGGCAUACCCUGGUGCGGCUCAAAGUGCAACUUACAUGGCUUCAGGCAUUCCUCAAAUGACUCACGGCCAGGGCUACAGUUUAGGACCUGACCAGAUUGGCCCUCUGAGGUCACUUCCUCCAACUGUUAAUUCAACAAGCCAGCCUGGCCAGACGCCAUACAUGAGCGCUGGUAUCAAUGCAGCUUAUAUGAACCAGGCCCCGGGUGGCCCCGCCUCUUACCCACAGCAAGUAGGAGUGGCCAUGGACAUGUCAUCCUAUCAGAACAGUAAUCCCAACAUGACUCAAGCAUCCAGCUAUCCAAUGGCAACUCAAGCUCAUCCCGCCCCACAGCAGCAAGCUAACUAUUACCAGCAACCUCUCCUUUAGACAACAACAAAAAAACUUUAGUGCAUUUCAUUGAAAGCAAUUAAAACAACAACAAAAAAAGUGAGAUCGCAUGGUUUUAAUCAUGGCAUUGAAAUAUUCCUGUUAUAGUUGGCAGAUCCUAGCACAUGACGUCAGUGUUGACAUUGAAAGUUAGUGAAAAGUUGUCUGUCUGAAGUCGGGAAUGAAAACCAGGUGCAGAAAGGCCCAUGCACAAUUAUGAGUCCCUGUUCAGUUUUUAAAUUAUUUUAAUUAAAAACGUUUAUUAAUUUGAAACCAAUAUCUCCCUAGGUUUCUCCUGCCAUUCUCAAAGCCUUCAUUGUGAAGGUAAAAGGCAUCUUAAACUAAAUGACCGCUGUCAAUCCUAAAGGCUUUGAAAAACAGCAGUCAAUCAAGUAACCAGACGAAUUGACUGUGGUCCACCCCCCCUCGUCCCCCACGCAUUGUUAAUAAGAACCAACCACUACUGUGACUUGUUGCAUUUUUGAGGCUCCACAUGUGUACCGUAGUUGCAUACAAUACGGCUUUUCAUUAACAAGUUAGCCGGUUGUGUCCCAAGAUUUCUGUUGAUUUUAUGUGCUUUCAGAAUUUCAACAUACCCAGUGACAUCGGGAUUGAAACGUGUGGUUAAAUUAACAGACCAGUUGCUGACCCUCCUUGAUAACAAAUUUAAUCAACUUUGCAAUCAUGAAGAUCUUAUAAUACCUGGCUGUCAGAAUGUCACAUAACUUUGAGAUAUUACAAUGAAGUGUACUUUCUUUUUCUGUUGUUGUGUUUUUUUUUUCUUCUUUGUGGCAAGAUUCACUUGGGUUAAUACACUUAAUCUGUGUCCUGUGUUAGCGCAUAAAGUAACUAUGUUAAGAAAUAUAGGUUUGGGUGCUUGUUAUUUUGUUUUGUUUUGUUAUCCAGAAUGUAUACCCUGUAAAAUCCUCUUCGAAAUAUCUUAUCUGAAUUAGAAGUGUAAAAGAUCUGUGCUCUCUGAUAAUCAUUCUACAGAAUUCCACCCUGUUGUGCAUGGUUUACUUCCAACUGUACAGAAGUGGAAUAUUGCACAACUGAUUUUCACAUUCAGCUGUUUACUUGUCUAUGUCUUGCAGCCAACCUUUCUACUGCCCUAAUUCUGUGCACUCUAGACACAUACUUUCACAUAUAGACAUCGGUAACUAGCAGUGGCAGGGCAUCUUUUUAUAAGCUGUUGCUGUCAUGGCCUAGAUAAUACAGCAUUGAAUGGGCAUGUUUGGUUAUAGAGUACACAUUUUGAUAUGCAAAGACUAGUUUACUCUGCACAGUGAGAUGGAAACUCUAGUUCUAAUGUUAAUUUUAAUAUUUGUAAAUGACAACUCGUGACAUAACUUUGUGUUCUUUUGAAAAAGAUAAAUACCUGUAUAUGUAAUUGCUUUACUGUCAGUAUGCAAAUCAGAACUGGAUUUAAUUUUAAAUCGGCACGCUCUUUCACUGGAAUAACAUUCCUCUUAUCCACAUUUAAUUUCAAGGAACACGAGUAAAUUGCAACAAAAAAUUGACAUGGGGGGGGGGGCGGGAUAUAUAUCAUUUGCCAAUACUUACUGUGGUAUUAUUGCCACCCAUUUUUGGAAAUUUGACUAUGAAAAGAACAUUGUGUUAUAGUUAACUUGGGGGAAAAUGUUCUUUUUUAGAGGCACCGAAGGAGGAGGUCUGCAAACAUGUUUCAAACACUGAUCGCAGUUGCUGUUAAAUUGUAGUAUGCUUUAUGUUCAUUUCGUCUGUCAUAUUUUAAUUAUAUAAAUUCUGAGAAACAUUUAUUUUCCUGACACAGUGAAGUCUUGUGCAUUAGAUUUAAGGUAUUCUACAUUGUUGUUAUUGCACCUUAUCUUUAUAUAGAUCUAUAAAAAAAUAUUUAAUAAUCUCAGCCACUGGCUGCCUUCCUUUCUUUUAAACAAGCAGAAGAGGGGUUCAUUUGAAAAGCUGCUGUAAAUGAUAAGCUAUGUCAUAUGUAGGGUUUCUUUUGGAAGUUUCUAUUCAGUGCUUGCACAUAUUCUUGUGAACCAUGUUUUAUAACAUUGAAAUUCUUAAUCUCUUGUUAUAUUUGCAUUGUACAAUGUUUCAUUUGUAAUUACUGGUAUAUACUAAGAAGCCUUUAAAAUAAAUGUCUCCUGUAUUAGCAGGUUGUUGUAAA